Messenger RNA from Ochotona curzoniae (black-lipped pika), 1521 nucleotides. It is a transcript of the gene SELENOV, whose product is annotated as selenoprotein V. Lineage: Eukaryota; Metazoa; Chordata; Mammalia; Lagomorpha; Ochotonidae. Gene Ontology annotation, biological process: response to selenium ion. The transcript is spliced from 8 exons. The record is from RefSeq and is a predicted model, not a curated record. Gene Ontology annotation, cellular component: cytosol.
AUGAACCAUCAGGCGCGGACCCCAGCUCCCUCCUCGGUCCGGAAUCGGACCCCAGUCCGGACCCCGACUCCAGUCCAAGCCUCGACCCCGGUCUGGAACCCGACCUCGGGCCAGGCCUCGACCCCGGUCCAGAAUCUGACCCCGGUUCGGACCCUGACUCCAGUCCAAGCUUCGACCCCGGUCCAAGUCGCGACCCCGGUUCGGACCCUGACCCCAGUCCAAGCCUCGACCCCGGUCCGGACCCUGACUCCAGUUCAAGGCUCAACCCCGGUCCAAGUCGCGACCCCGGUCCGGACCCUGACUCCAGUCCAAGCCUCGACCCCGGUCCAAGUCGCGACCCCGGUUCAGACCCUGACCCCAGUCCAAGCCUUGACCCCGGUCCGGACCCUGACCCCAGCCCAAGCCUCGACCCCUGUCCGGAACCUGACCCCGGCCCAAGCCUUGACCCCGGUUCGGACCCUGACUCCAGCCCAAGCCUCGACCCCAGUCCGGACCUCGACCCCGGUCCAAGCUAUGACCCAGGUUCGGACCCUGACCCCAGCCCAAGCCUCGACCCCGGUCCAGAACAUGACCCCGGCCCGGUCCCCAACUCUGGUCCGGGCCGUCAACCUGGCCAGGAUCCUGACUCCAGUCCGGACCCCGGCUUCUGUCCAGACCCCAGCGUCGGUCCGGACCCCGAUUCCAGCCUGGUUCCCAGGGCUGCUGGUCCCGGACCGGGCCUCCGGGGUGCCGGCCUCGGCCUCCUUCGCGAACGCGGCGGCUCCGCCUUCGGAUGCGUCGGAGGCAGCGGCCCCGGAGGAGCAGGGCCCCAAGCCCUCGGGGAGUCGGACCCUGGUCCCGACGCUCAGCGCUGCGCCCUCGGAGCCGCCCUCGGAGCUGCCGCCCGCGCUCUGCUCCUCGGCACCCAGCCCGCGGCCCGGCCCGUCGGCCUCCAGGUUCCCAGGGCCCGCCGAGCCCGUCCCACUGGCCAUCCCACCGGCCGUCUCCAUCUCUGCCAGCGCAGGGGCCUCCACCAGCGAGAACUUCAUAACCGAAAAGAGAGUCUGCAUCCGCGUGAGCUACUGUGGACUCUGAAGCUAUGGCCUUCGGUACAUUCUACUUAGAAAGAACCUGGAGGAGCUAUUUCCCAAUCGCCUCGACUUUGUGGAAGAGCGAACUGCCCAGGCCUCGGGCGAGUUUGAAGUGUUUGUGAACGGGAAGCUGGUUCAUUCCAAGAAGAGAGGUGAUGGCUUUGUGGACGAGGUCAAGCUGCGGAAAAUUGUGGCUGCUAUCAACGAAGAGUUCAAGACAAGGUUUCCGCAGGUGCAUACCCAGUGUCGAGUAGGUGGCCGGGGACAGAACAGGCUGGUUUUGGACCGAAGACAGAUGACACGGAGGCCACCAUGAGGAUGGUUCUAAGGAGCCCCAGCGAUAUGAUGAGAAGGGCUGAAAUGUGGCCAGCCAGGUCCUUUUCUGAUGGUGGCUGGGGCUGGGCUGCGUUGGGGCGCGGUGAUGGUGAGGAGCGAAAUACACGUAGAACCC